Molecule: messenger RNA, 912 nt
Organism: Exophiala mesophila
Lineage: Eukaryota; Fungi; Ascomycota; Eurotiomycetes; Chaetothyriales; Herpotrichiellaceae
Exons: 3
Coding region: 1-912 (303 amino acids)
Biological process (GO): cellular response to oxidative stress; protein N-linked glycosylation
Cellular component (GO): endoplasmic reticulum membrane
Source: RefSeq, a predicted model, not a curated record
AUGCUGGAUACUCGGCAAGAAGAUGCAGCUGAGAGGAAACAAAGCAUUGCACUCAGCGCCAGAUAUCCGAGGGUUGCUGUGGCGCUGGGUGUUCCACCACGAUGGCAUAUUCCCUUGAUGCUAUGCCGCUCCCUCUCUACGAUUUCCGCGCUGUGGUGGGCCUGCCAAAUGUGCAUCAGUCUCUAUCGCGUUUUCAUACAGAAGCACGGUCUCCAUGAGGGCGCUCGACGCAAUCGAUUCUCGAAUUCUGCCCCAAGCCAGGUCAAUUGGGCUAUUGCUGUUGCUCAGAUUGGAUUGAGCUUUUUGUGGGCAGGAGCAGCAGCUUACCUCGCCCAUCUCUUCGCUUCCUCCCUUAUGUCGAGAUGGCUUCUUCAUUACUCGCCUUUUGCCGUCUUGGUUCGCCUCUGCAGCAUGUCAAUUCUCUUAUCAUUUGGGUGUAUGCAGGUCUUUCGGGUGUCGGCGGCAACGGAGCCAGAACUCUUUAAGCUCAGCAGGAGUUUAUUGGCGUGGAUCAUCAUUUCCAUUGCUUUGAUGCUUGCUUAUUUCAGCACUCAACAGGAUAUUUCGGUCGAACAUGAUAGGGAUGAUCGUCGACGUCGCCAGCUUCUGCGUCUAAAGUGCUUCUACAGCAACAAGCCUGGCUGUGGGUGCAACGAUGGCCUUCUGGGUGGCGAAAUGAAUUAUGAUGUAUUGCCAACUAGGAUUGAGGAGAAUUAUACUAGAUAUUAUAUGCAUCAGCCGUUCCUCAAAGUCUCCGAAUCAAAUGAAAUUGGUGCCUUGACAGUAGUUCUCGUAAUUGUCAACCGAGCAGUGAUCAAGGUCAUACCCGGAUUCUUCGAGAACGAAUAUGCCAGAGGAUACUUUAUCGAUGGUCGAACACCCUCCUUCAGAUUUCGUCAGGCUACAGCUUAG